GCUUUCAAGUUAAACGGUCCGCAGACGAUAAUGACACAGCGGUCCGCCAUUUUGAACGUCACGAAAUGGAUGACCAGAACCUACCGUUCUUUGGAGAAGACUUAUAUCAGUUUGUUAGGAAUGAAAUUCUCCAGACUUGUCAGCCACAGCAAGCACAGGAAAUGCCACAGCCUCAGGAAAGCCGGCAAAGGUUUUCGGCGCUGGACAGUAACGAGCUGGACAAACUCGAGCACGGCAGGGUUGAGAAGUGCACGGAAUGGUCAACAGUUUGGGGAGUGAAGCUGUUCAAAGCAUGGCUACAGGAACGAGACCAUGACACAGCAUGUGAGCAGCUACCACCUGAGGAGUUGGCAGGUCUACUGAGACAGUUCUAUGGCGAGGUGCGGAAAGAUGACGGUACCCCAUAUGCUAAGGCAUCUUAUGCAUGUUUGAGAGCAGCUAUUCACCGCCACCUAACAGGACCACCCUACCACUGCAAGUACAACAUUUUGAAAGAUAAGGAGUUCCAAGCAGCUAAUAAUCUGUACAUCGGAGUGCUUAAGCAACUGAAGAGAGAUGGCAAGGACACUUGCAAGAGUUAUCCACCCAUCCUGGCAAGCGAUCUAAGAAAGAUGUUUGAAACAAAGACUUUGAGUGUUGAUAACCUUCUAAUGAGAACAAAAGAACAAAAUCUGGGCUAUUUAGGUACCACUUGGUACCAGUUGGCUGUUUGUAGGGACAACUGUGUUGUAUGA
Molecule: messenger RNA, 734 nt
Organism: Branchiostoma floridae (Florida lancelet)
Lineage: Eukaryota; Metazoa; Chordata; Leptocardii; Amphioxiformes; Branchiostomatidae
Exons: 2
Coding region: 66-734 (222 amino acids)
Source: RefSeq, a predicted model, not a curated record